AUGUCUUCCCCGCCCUCACGUUUCAAUCGCUCCGACUCCCCAGCUGGCUUGAGUGACCCCGGUCGCGGCACUGCGCGCGAUCCCGUCGCGGGGGAUGGUUUUGCGGCCACCGCCUUUGGCGGCAACGCUGGUUCAGCAAUUGCUGCGGAGCCUGGUUUGCCGGCGCGCGACGCGCCUGAGCAAGGUCCUGCGACUGGGCCUGUUGCAGCGAGCCCGAUGGGCCUCGCAGGCGGCGCUCCUCGCGAGAUCUGGGAUGCGUCGCCUCCUCCGGUUCCCCCGCCCCUGUACGGGGCACAAGACUUCCACCAGCAGUGGACCUGGCCGGCAUACCUGCGUCCGGACUACAACCGACCCUGGACCCGUGCCACGGUGUCGUUACGUGACCUCCUCCGCACCAUGAUAGAGCUGGUCCGCGACAUGCAGCCGCACUACCACGGCGACUCGCGCGGGGUGCCCGACCCGACGAACUCAAUACGAAGGCAUGCAACAGAUGCAAUCCGCGUGGGCCCCAUGGUCCACGUGUACAAAAUUCUCUGGCGGGAGAGGGGCCCUCCGCUCGUGUGGUCGAUGGUCGUCGUGGCGGCGCACCCGAGCAGGAGGUGGUGCUUUAUCGAAUCGUGCACCACCUAUGGUCAACAAGCGGCAUGA
Molecule: messenger RNA, 648 nt
Organism: Fomitopsis serialis
Lineage: Eukaryota; Fungi; Basidiomycota; Agaricomycetes; Polyporales; Fomitopsidaceae
Exons: 5
Coding region: 1-648 (215 amino acids)
Source: RefSeq, a predicted model, not a curated record